CAAUAGAGAUCGAUUAUGGCCGCUUCUACUAGCCAGGUGCUCGGGCUUCACCAGGUCACCCCGGUCGGGGGCAUCGUUGGCGACACUACUAUCGAUAUCAUCGCUAUCCACGGCCUAGGCACCGAAUCGCCACGAACAUGGGAAUAUGAGAAACACAGAGGCGGGGUAAUCAACUGAUUAACGGACAGCGACAUGCUACCAGCUGCCGUCCCCGAGGCCAGAAUAUUCACAUACGACUGGAACGCAAACUACUUCGAAGACGCACCAGUGCAGACGCUGCUGGGUCAUGCCGACAACCUCCUUGCACUCGUAGCCGGGGACCAAGGCUCCGUAUUCCGACCCCUCAUCUUCAUCGCCUCUUGCUUCGGGGGACUUGUCCUCGCCGAGGCCAUUAACAGAGCCGCGCAAGAAGGCAGUCCCUACCGAAAGGUCCUCUUGUCCACGGCCGGGGUGGUGUUCUUAGCCACUCCCUUCCGUGGUAGUGAUGCGGCUGAUCAGGCUGGAUGGCAAGUGGUGGUAGGUGGAAUCAUGGGAAAGCAGACAUCAAUGCGACUUGUCGAAAACCUGAACAACGCUGAUAAAGAGCUUCGCAAAUUGACUCAACUGUUUGCAGAAGUUGCCAGACGAGGGACGGUCCAACUUCCUGUCCACUGCUUCUUCGAGACCCAAAAAACGGAGAUGCUUAGGAAGUUUUCCUUACCACGCCGCCUAAUCGAUGUAACCUCCGCCACCAUGAUGGGAAGCACUCGAAAGCUAAUCGUUACCCAAGAUUCAGCAUGUCUGGACACUUUUGACCGGCAAAGUCUUAAUGCAACACAUUCAGGCAUGAAUAAGUUUCCUGGGCCCGGCGAUUCGAACUUCAAGUCCGUGAAAGAAAUUGUAAAAAAGAUUUCUAACGAGGCGCACUCUGUCUUAGGUCGCCGACAGAAAUCUGUACAACAACAUCACUUCAUGGUCCCGUUUGGCCGUAACGAAGACUUCGUCGGACGUGGGCCGAUCCUGAACCAGGUCCUCCAGAGGAUACCACCCAACAUCAAUAAAGACGAUUGCCAGAGGAGCGCCAUAGUAGGUCUCGGUGGGGUAGGCAAGACCCAGAUUGCCGUCGAAGCCGCCUACCAAGUCCGGGAUGCCUAUAAGGACUGCUCCGUCUUCUGGGUCCCGGCCACGGACACCACCAGUUUUGAUAACGCCUACCGCCAAAUCGGUCAAAAACUCGGCGUCAAAUGGCUCGAAGAUGACAAGGCAGACGUCAAGCUGCUUCUUGUGAAGGCCGCCCUUGAAGAUGAGAGCGCCGGCAGCUGGCUUUUGAUCAUCGAUAAUGCCGAUGAUCUAAAGUUGGUAACCUAUCUUUCCGAUUUUCUUCCAUUCGCCCGGAAGGGCUCGAUCCUAUUUACAACACGAGUCUACCAAGCUGUGGUAGAGCUCGAUAUCCUAGAGAGAAAUAUCAUCACCGUGGAGGAAAUGAGCAAGACAGAAGCUCUUGAGAUGUUAAGGAACGGCUUAAAAGAAAGCCAGACGCAAAAUGUCGAGAGCACCGAAACCCUGCUAGAUUUCCUUGCGUAUCUACCCCUAGCCAUCAAGCAAGCCUCUGCAUACAUAGCCAAAACAAGGAUAUCGACUACUAAAUAUCUUGACUACUGCCAGUCGAGUAACAAGAAUUUAGUUACACUACUUAGUGAGAAGUUUGAGGAUCGCGGACGCUAUAAGGCAACGGAGAACCCAGUAGCCACUACUUGGCUAAUUUCGUUCGACCAUAUCACACGGGAUCAGCCACUUGCUGCAAAGUACCUCAGGUUUAUAUGUUUCCUCGCAGAGAAAGAUAUCCCGGUAGCAUUGCUUCCUCUAGGAGAGGAUGUUCUUGAAGAAGAUAAAGCUAUCGGCACUUUAAAAGGAUAUGCGUUUAUUACCCAGAGGGGCGACUCCGACUCGUUCGAUAUCCACCGGCUCGUUCGACUAGCUACGCGUAAAUGGCUUCAGAAAAGAGGGGAGUGGCAAGAGUGGACUGCGAAUGUAAUACAGCGACUAUCAAGUGUAUACCCCGUCCCUCGGCACGAGAAUAAGGAGAUAUGGACAAGGUAUAUAGCGCAUGGGCAGUCGGCACUGGAGUUUCAAGAUGGUUGUUCUAAUCAGGAAUCGGAGUGGACUCUUCUACGUAAUGUUGGGGAAAGUAAAAAUAUACUUGGGAAGUACGAGGAAGCUGAAAAGAUGUAUCGGCAGGCCCUCGAGCUACAAGAGAAGGUACUAGGCCGCGAGCAUCCCGACACAAUUGGUAGUAUGAAUAACCUCGCAAUCGUCCUUGGAAGCCAGGGGAAGUACGAGGAGGCCGAGCAGAGGCAUCGCCAGACCCUCGAGCUAUGCGAGAAGGUGCUAGGCCGCGAGCAUCCCGACACACUUGGUAGUAUGAAUAACCUCGCACUCGUCCUUGGAAGCCAGGGGAAGUACGAGGAGGCCGAGCAGAGGCAUCGCCAGACCCUCGAGCUAUACGAGAAGGUGCUAGGCCGCGAGCAUCCCGACACACUUCGUAGUAUGAAUAACCUCGCAUUCGUCCUUGGAAGCCAGGGGAAGUACGAGGAGGCCGAGCAGAGGCAUCGCCAGACCCUCGAGCUAUACGAGAAGGUGCUAGGCCGCGAGCAUCCCGACACACUUCGUAGUAUGAAUAACCUCGCACUCGUCCUUGGAAGCCAGGGGAAGUACGAGGAGGCCGAGCAGAGGCAUCGCCAGACCCUCGAGCUAAGGGAGAAGGUACUAGGCUGCGAGCAUCCCGACACACUUCGUAGUAUAAAUAAUCUCGCAAUCGUCCUUCGAAGCCAGGGGAAGUAAGAGGAAGCCGAACAGAGGCAUCGGCAGACCCUCGAGCCAGCAUCGAGGAAAAGCCUUAAAAUCCAUUUCA
Molecule: messenger RNA, 2890 nt
Organism: Pseudomassariella vexata
Lineage: Eukaryota; Fungi; Ascomycota; Sordariomycetes; Amphisphaeriales; Pseudomassariaceae
Product: P-loop containing nucleoside triphosphate hydrolase protein
Exons: 6
Coding region: 193-2820 (875 amino acids)
Cellular component (GO): kinesin complex
Molecular function (GO): ADP binding; protein binding
Source: RefSeq, a predicted model, not a curated record